Mesocestoides corti is the source of this 1056-nucleotide messenger RNA. NCBI's taxonomy places the organism in Eukaryota, Metazoa, Platyhelminthes, Cestoda, Cyclophyllidea, Mesocestoididae. The record is from the annotation of a GenBank genome assembly.
AUGGACCAGAAUGCCUUAAAAAGUACAAGGGCAAAGCCAAUCGAAAAUCAGUUCAUGGAAUCAACUUGGCCGGGGUCUUACUCAAAUCUGAAUUUAAUUGGAUUUGUUGUCAUUCUGUUGAUAGUAAUGCUGAAUAUCAAAAUAAGUAUCCGGAUUUUAUCAAUUCCAUCAGCUGUUGCCAUGGUCUCUACCAUAGCGGGCUUAACGCUCAUCUUCAUUUAUCUAUUCACAAGUGGUCUUGGAGAUCCUUCUACGUUGCCUUCUCACACAUCUUUUCACGAAGUUUGUAUAGCUCUUGGGAUAUUUAUAUUUACUUUUGAAGGCGUGGCCUUGGCUUUACCGAUCCGCAACCACAUGCACUGCCCCGAUGAAUUCGUAGCAACUUUCGGUGUGCUGAAUGCAUCUAUGGUGAUAACGGCCUGCUUGUGCUUAAUGAUCGGGUUCUUCGGCUACCUCUGUUUCGGCAAUGAUAUUCUUAGCAGUAUCACCUACAAUAUCCCAAGUACUGUUGUUUACAUAGCGGUGAAGCCUUUGUUUGUCCUCGCCAUCAUUCUUUCCUAUCUGCUGCAAUUCUACGUCCCGGCUGUCAUUUUUGGCCGGCUAAUGUUGAAGAUGCGCUGGCACCGCAUGUCGUCUCCUGAACAACAGUCGAUUAAUCGGAAAAUAAUGCGCGUUGUGCUGAUCCUCUUCACUUGCAAGUCUUACUUUAUUCGGGUUAGUACCGUAGAUAUUUUGACGUUCCACAAAGUCACCUGUCUCUGCUUAGUCACCGUAUUGCCCCCUUUUCUUCUAGACGCCGUUGCGAUGCUUGUUCCCCAUCUGGACUUGAUGCUGUCCCUACUGGGCUCAGUUUCGAGUUCUGCUCUGUCGCUGCUCGUUCCUCCAGUAGUUGAGCUCAUCCACCUCUGGCCUGAUCGUCAGCAAAUUUCUCACUUCUACCUCACCGUUGUUACGAAAAAUGCCUUGUUACUACUGGUUGGCUUGUUUUCAGCCAUUUGCGGAACCGCAGCCACUGUCAUCCAAAUCAUAACAGUGCUUAGAAAUGGAGGCGAGUAA